GGGUUCUUUGCAUUUUAAUUUUUUGGGAUUUGCUUGGAGAGUCCGAUGGCACGAGCAGAAAAGGAGGGGGCGAAGAAGAGGGUGGUGGUUGUUGGUGGGGGUGCUGGUGGCUCCGUUGUUGCCCACUCUCUCCAGUCUGUUGCAGAUGUUGUUCUCAUCGAUCAGAAGGAAUACUUCGAAAUCCCUUGGGCAAGCUUGAGGUCAAUGGUGGAACCAUCAUUUGCUGAAAGAUCAGUGAUUAAUCACUCCGAUUACCUUCCCAAUGUUCAGAUUAUUACAUCUGCAGCAACUAACAUCACAGACAAGGAAGUCACAACAGCAGAAGGGAAUACUGUUGCGUAUGAUUAUCUUGUUAUUGCAACAGGACACUCAGAAUCUCUUCCCAGAUCUAAAGCCGAGAGACUGAAUGAGUACCGGGCAGAUUUUGAAAAGAUAGAGUCUGCUAAUUCAGUUUUGAUUGUUGGAGGGGGGCCCACUGGUGUUGAACUUGCUGGUGAAAUAGCUGUUGACUUUCCCGGUAAGAAGGUGACUCUGGUGCAUCGGGGGACAAGAUUGCUGGAAUUUAUUGGCCCCAAGGCUUCCCGGAGGGCACUGGAUUGGUUGGUUGCAAAGAAAGUUGAAGUGAUCUUGAAUCAAUCUGUCAACUUGGACUUUUCAUCAGAUGGCAUUUUCCAAACAUCUGCUGGAGAAACUAUCACAGCUGAUUGCCAUUUCGUCUGUACGGGUAAACCAGUGGGUUCGUCUUGGAUUAAAGAGACUAUUUUAAGAGACAGCCUAGAUAUACAUGGAAGGUUGAUGGUUGAUAAGCACUUACGGGUCAGAGGUCGUAACAAAAUCUUUGCAGUAGGAGAUAUCACUGAUGUUAAAGAGCUCAGACAAGGUUAUCUGGCACAGAGCCAUGCUCAAGUGACUGCCAAGAAUAUAAAGAAGUUGAUGAUGGGAGGAAGCGAGAGCAACAUGGCUGCUUAUAAGCCUGGUUCUGCAAUGGCACUUGUUUCACUUGGAAGAAAACAGGGAGUGGCACAAUUUCCAAUAGUGACAAUUAGUGGAUGCAUUCCCGGCUUGAUCAAAUCUGGGGACCUGUUUGUGGGGAAGACAAGGAAACUACUUGGGCUAAAACCUUGAUUUGACUAAAAGAUGAGCUGAACUUGGGGGCACAUUAUUAUUUCUUUAUGUUAAUCAAUAUAUAUUUUUUUCUUUUGGGAAUAUUUGCUUUUCAUUGAACAAAACAAACACAAGCGUGUGGUUAUAAGUCGUCGUAUAGAUAUGCUGUAGUUGAUUAAAUUCUCAAUGACAGCAGGCAACUUUGAUUGGA
Carya illinoinensis is the source of this 1315-nucleotide messenger RNA. RefSeq names its product ferroptosis suppressor protein 1-like. NCBI's taxonomy places the organism in Eukaryota, Viridiplantae, Streptophyta, Magnoliopsida, Fagales, Juglandaceae. The transcript is spliced from 4 exons. The record is from RefSeq and is a predicted model, not a curated record. Gene Ontology annotation, molecular function: flavin adenine dinucleotide binding; electron-transferring-flavoprotein dehydrogenase activity. Bases 46 to 1125 code for a protein of 359 amino acids. Gene Ontology annotation, cellular component: cytoplasm.